AUGGCUCCCCCUUGUCCAAGCUGGCUUUCCGCCUCAUCCCCAGCCAGGGCCUCCAUCUCUCUGCUGUUGCUCCUCCUGCUUCUGGUCCCCUCCCACCCCUACCGCGUGCUGAGGAGAGAGAGGGAUUUAUCUGAAGAGGAGGGAGAUUCUGGGGCAGAGGAUAUACCCCAAGAGGAGAAGCCACCUGGAGAAGAGGAGCUUUCCAGGGAGGGAGAUACACCUGGACAGGGUGAGCCAUCCAAGGAAGAGGAUCCACCCAGGGAGGAGGUCCCACCCAAGGAAGAGGAUCCGCCCAGACAGGAGGAUCCACCCAUGGCAGAAGAUUCUCCAGUCCCUGAAGAUAAUCAUGGUCCCCACAGGAACAUCCCAGAAAAGAAAGGCGACGACGGCCCACACUGGCGCUACGGAGGCGGCCCCGCCUGGCCCCGGGUCUCUCCAGCCUGCGGGGGACACCUGCAGUCGCCGGUGGACAUCCGGCCGGACUCCGCCUACUUCAGGCCUGACCUGGGGCCCCCCCAGCUCCACGGCUUCUCGCUGCCCCCGGAUCGGUCCCUGAAGCUUCAGAACAACGGCCACACCGUGCAGCUGACCCUGCCCCCCGGGCUGUGGAUGACCCUGGGCCUGGGGACGGAGUACCGGGCCCUGCAGCUACAUUUCCACUGGGGCGCGCCCGGGGCGCCCGGCUCGGAGCACACGGUCAGCGGCCGCCGCUUCCCCGCCGAGAUUCACGUCGUUCACCUCGACACGCGAUUUGACACGGUUGGAGAAGCCUUGGGGCAGCCCGGGGGCCUCGCCGUGCUGGCGGCCUUCCUUCAGGAGGGCCCAGAGCAGAAUGACGCCUAUGAGCAGCUCCUGUCACAUCUCGCGGCCAUUGACGAGGAAGAUUCAGAGACCUGGAUCCCAGGCUUAGAUGUGUCUGCUCUCCUACCUCACAACCUCCACCACUACUUCCGCUAUAAAGGGUCUCUGACUACACCCCCCUGCUCACAGGGGGUCAUCUGGACAGUGUUCAACCAGACGGUACUUCUGAGUGCUGAGCAGCUCCAGAUUCUGUCUGGAUCUCUAUGGGGCCCUAUGGACUCCCGGCUCCAAUGGAAUUUCAGGGCAACACAGCCUCUGAACGGGCGAAUGAUUGAGGCUUCCUUCCCUACUACUACCAUUACCAGCAAUAUGCCAUCACAUCCUAGGGACCCAACUGCUGAGCCAGUGCUUGGGAGCUCCUGCCUGAGUAUUGGCGACAUCUUGGCCCUGAUCUUUGGACUUCUGUUUGCUGUCAUAAGUGUGGCCUUCCUCCUAUAUGUGAAGCAUCAGAAAAGGCCAAGGAGUGUUGCCAAGGACAAUCGCAUCUACUACCCUACAGAGCUGACGGAGACAGCCACCUAGUCAGGGAGGCAGAUGGAGAGACUGACUCAUCUCAGAGUACCAAAGAGCUGGGGAUGAGCUCUUUCCCAACGACUUCCCCUGCAUCCCUCUAUAUUUUUUUAAAUAAAUGUUUCUAAUAAAAUGUCCCAAAAUCCCAUGUUACCAUUCAAUCUUGGGGAGUUUGGGGGAGAAUUUGGAUUCAUAGUCAUUAAGUAGUUGCUCCCAUGUCUCUGAGAAAAUACAGGAAGGGAGAUUCUACUAAAAGAACUCUUUUUAACAAGUGAGUUAGACUAAGAGUAAUAGCUAACACAUAUUGACUUAUAGCUUACCAAGUGGUCUGUGUCUGCUAUUCUCUUGAUCCUCACAAUAACCUUGUAAAUGCUGUUAUUCUUGCAUUAUGGAAAAGAGAACCAGAGCUGAGAAGACUCAACUACUAUGGUCUACUACCUAGAUAAUACUGAAGUGGGAUUCAAACUUAACUCUUCCAAGUGUUAAAUUCUGUGAUCCACUUUUUUUUUUGGGGGGGGGGUUAAAUAGGUGCAAUUCUCCUAAGCAUAUUUCAUGCUGUAU
This is a messenger RNA of Sarcophilus harrisii (Tasmanian devil), 1932 nucleotides long. It is a transcript of the gene CA9, whose product is annotated as carbonic anhydrase 9. NCBI's taxonomy places the organism in Eukaryota, Metazoa, Chordata, Mammalia, Dasyuromorphia, Dasyuridae. The record is from RefSeq and is a predicted model, not a curated record. Gene Ontology annotation, molecular function: carbonate dehydratase activity; zinc ion binding. The coding region runs from base 1 to 1383 and encodes 460 amino acids. Gene Ontology annotation, cellular component: plasma membrane. The transcript is spliced from 11 exons.